CUCUCUUCCUUGACCAUUCGGUCCGGCCGGUCUAUCGGGGCCGCUAACACAGAAAUUCACAGCUUCCACAUUUUGAAAACAAGCGAACAUGUCCUUCCUACGGAGUAUGUGGCAACGGUGCUUCUGGCGACCAUAUCUUGUAGGCAAAGACUUAGAAGGAAAUCGAUAUUUCGAGUUCCCUAACCGGGGGGGCGAUCGUCCAAAACGCAUUAUACAGUACACCAGCGACGAUGAUAUGUUGGCUUACGUUGCUAGUGGGAAACGCUUACCAGUGCAAUGGUCAUCUUGGUUGACCUAUACUAGACGUGACGCUCCGACAAUAGAGGAGGUUCAGGCGGACUUAGCAUAUCGGAAACGGGUACAAAUGAACGCUGCCAGACUCGAGGCGAAGGAAAAGGAAGAGCGCGCUCGCCUGGCAUCUCAGACUGCUUUUCAGCUUUCGCAUGCGCUGAGGGCUGGCAUACCGAAACACGUGGAGCCUCCUUUGGAUCCCAAAAAAGCACAAUCGGACCGCCGGGAACCAGACACGAAGGCGUAUGACCCAUGGGCAACUGCCAAUAAAACUCCCGAAGCACCACAAUCGUGGACUCCAACAGCUCGUCACAGGUAACAGCCAGAGAUGUCGUGUGGCUCGGUGGCCUUCUGCUAGGAGGUUUCUCUGUUGGCGACCUAACGGGACUACAUUUUUAUACCCCAACUACGGCAGUUUCGUCUUCAAAUAGAUCUGACGCCUGUGUCAGAGUCGAUAUUCUGCAAUAAUUUCUGAUGAUUAUAAUCGCGCUCUUUGGUAUGCUAGCAGUUUGCCCGUUCAUCAGCGAGCAUUAGUG
This is a messenger RNA of Pisolithus orientalis, 827 nucleotides long. RefSeq lists its product as uncharacterized. NCBI's taxonomy places the organism in Eukaryota, Fungi, Basidiomycota, Agaricomycetes, Boletales, Pisolithaceae. The record is from RefSeq and is a predicted model, not a curated record. Gene Ontology annotation, biological process: mitochondrial respiratory chain complex I assembly. The transcript has 6 exons. Gene Ontology annotation, cellular component: membrane. Bases 89 to 610 code for a protein of 173 amino acids.